AUGUCAGCUCCUACUAUGAGAUCUACGUCAAUUUUGACGGAACACCUGCAGUAUCCACCAAUUUCACUUGUUGAUGAUAUUAUCAAUGCUGUCAAUGAAAUUAUGUAUAAAUGUACAUCUGCAAUGGAAAAAUAUCUAUUAAAUAAGAACUUUAUUGAGGGAAAAGAUUAUACUUCUGAAAUCAAAGUUGGGAUUGCAAAAUUAGAGACUUUACUAGAACAUUCUGUUGAUAAAAAUUUUGAUAAGUUGGAAUUGUAUAUUCUAAGAAAUGUAUUAAGGAUCCCACAGGAAUUAUUAGAUAAUAAUGUCUUUAGGUUAAAACAUCAAAAAGAUUUAGUCAUAGCAAACAAGGACCAGAUCGACGAUGGUGUUAAAGAGUUAAAAGAUAAGGUUUCAGAGAUUAAUAAAGCUUUCCAGGUAAAAUAUCAGUUACAGCAUAAAUUAGAUAGAACAAAAGUUCUUCUAAAUAAGACGAGGAAGUUCAAAGAAAUGGUAAUAACUAUUUUAGAAUGCAGAGAAGAUAGCGAUGUUAUUAAGGAAACCUAUAACUCAUUAAAACCAAUAGAUGAUUCAAUGAAACUAUUAACUAGUCAACUACGACAGUUAUAUAUUGAUAGUGAGGAAUAUGCAUCAAUGGAAACCGUAAAUAAUAUAAUAAAGAUGACACUUAAUGAGAAAAAUGAUGAGUUAUUAAAUUCAAGAUCAGAUUAUAUCGACUCAAGUGUCAAAGUAAUGCUACAGGAGAAUGUUGACAAACAAAAGUCUCUAUCAGUUCCAAUAGAGUUAGAAGAAUUAGAAUUGAAAGUUAAUGAUAUUCCUAAAGAGUUAGAUAUUGAAGACCCUGAUUUAUCGGUACUAGAAUGA
Vanderwaltozyma polyspora DSM 70294 is the source of this 864-nucleotide messenger RNA. RefSeq names its product MIND complex subunit MTW1 (gene MTW1). The coding region runs from base 1 to 864 and encodes 287 amino acids. Gene Ontology annotation, biological process: protein localization to kinetochore; mitotic cell cycle; kinetochore assembly. The record is from RefSeq and is a predicted model, not a curated record. NCBI's taxonomy places the organism in Eukaryota, Fungi, Ascomycota, Saccharomycetes, Saccharomycetales, Saccharomycetaceae. The transcript has a single exon. Gene Ontology annotation, cellular component: chromosome, centromeric region; nucleus.